Messenger RNA from Thalassophryne amazonica, 4285 nucleotides. RefSeq names its product vitamin D receptor b (gene vdrb). The record is from RefSeq and is a predicted model, not a curated record. Lineage: Eukaryota; Metazoa; Chordata; Actinopteri; Batrachoidiformes; Batrachoididae. Gene Ontology annotation, biological process: negative regulation of transcription by RNA polymerase II; cell differentiation; positive regulation of transcription by RNA polymerase II. The transcript has 10 exons. Gene Ontology annotation, molecular function: nuclear receptor activity; zinc ion binding; vitamin D response element binding. Gene Ontology annotation, cellular component: nucleus. Bases 508 to 1785 code for a protein of 425 amino acids.
AGUAAUGGCCAUCUAUUUGGGUCCUAGAGAAGAUAUUUCUCGUCUCGUUAGCGUGGGUGUGAAUGAGUUUUAUCCGUGUUUAGACUCCUUCGGCAGUAAUUUCCCGUUACAUUCGAACUUUUAUUGAAUUUUGCCCGCUCUCGGCGAAGAUAUAAUGGCAGAAGUUGGCGGCGCGUUUUAGGGUUAAAGCUACAAGCUAGCCGCGCUAACGUUAAGCUACUCCCAGCGUCUGUAAGGGCGGACGAGUUUGACAUUUUCUCCUCGAAGUCUCGCCUGAUUCCUGCCGUGAACACACCGUCAUCCUCCGUCUUUCUCUUCUCCGACCACCGACCAGUCAGCAUGGAGGAGACACUUUAUAAUACCACGAAGACAACCGCGACUGAAGGGGAUUAACGAGCUGCGCGGUCUUGAUGGGGAAAAGUUAAAUCCAGGAUUAACAAUUUGGCAUCGAGUGAAGAAAGGUUUAAAAUCUCACCAUUUGUCCAAGAGCAUGAAAACCCCCCAGUGAUGGAGCCCACAGUUGUGAGUACCUCCACUCUAGCCCCUGAUGACUUUGACAGGAACGCGCCACGGAUAUGCGGCGUGUGUGGUGACAAAGCCACCGGCUUCCACUUCAAUGCCAUGACCUGUGAGGGCUGCAAGGGCUUUUUCAGACGCAGUAUGAAGCGCAAAGCCACCUUUACAUGUCCCUUUAACGGCAGCUGCACCAUCACCAAGGACAACAGGCGCCAUUGCCAAGCAUGUCGGCUCAAACGUUGUGUGGACAUUGGCAUGAUGAAAGAGUUCAUUCUGACAGAUGAGGAAGUGCAGAGGAAGAAAGACCUGAUUCAAAGGAGAAAGGAGGAAGAGGCACAGCGUGAAGCGGAGAAGGAGGCACGACGGCCUAGGCUUACAGAGGAACAGAGUCAAGUCAUUCGCACGCUGGUGGAGGCUCACCACAAAACAUAUGACGACUCCUACUCCGACUUCUCCCGCUUUAGGCCUCCAGUGCGUGAAGGCCCAGUGACACGUAGCGCGAGCAGAGCUGCUUCUCUCCACUCUCUGUCUGAUGCCUCCUCAGAUUCCUUUAGUCACUCUCCAGAGUCAGUAGAUGCCAAAAUGAACUUCAACAACCUGCUGAUGAUGUACCAAGAACAAGGCAGUAGUCCAGAGUCCAGCGAGGAAGAAGGCUCCAGUUUGUCCAUGCUGCCUCACUUGGCUGACCUGGUCUCCUACAGCAUUCAGAAAGUCAUCGGCUUUGCCAAAAUGAUACCUGGCUUCAGGGAGCUGACUGCAGAGGACCAGAUUGCUCUGCUUAAAUCCAGUGCCAUUGAGGUGAUCAUGCUGCGUUCAAAUCAGAGCUUCAACUUGGAAGACAUGUCCUGGACCUGUGGUGCACCUGACUUUAAAUACCAGAUCAGUGAUGUCACAAAAGCGGGCCAUACUCUGGAACUUUUGGAACCUCUGGUGAAAUUUCAAGUUGGCUUGAAAAAGCUUAAUCUUCAUGAGGAAGAACAUGUGCUGCUAAUGGCCAUCUGCUUACUUUCUCCAGAUCGGCCUGGUGUGCAGGACCACGCACGGAUAGAAGCCCUCCAAGACCGACUGUCAGAGACCCUACAGGCUUACAUCCAGCUGAACCACCCUGGCGGUCGGCUGCUUUACGCUAAGAUGAUCCAGAAGUUGGCUGAUUUGCGCAGCCUCAAUGAGGAGCACUCCAAGCAGUACCGCUCACUUUCCUUCCAGCCAGAGCACAGCAUGCAGCUCACCCCACUGGUGCUGGAGGUAUUCGGCAGUGAGGUCUCUUAGGGACUACCUCUAAACCUCAGUGUUGGGUUGGUAAAGUCCCCGUUGGGGUAAUAGUCGAGGCUGGUGGCUUAGGAUGUGCUGGAUGGACUACUUGGAGGUGUGGAAAACGGUUUGAUUGAGUGGGGAAAAGGUUUGUGUGCAUGUGUGACUGUGGAUGCCUGGCUUUGUGUGUCCUAAACAAGUUUGUCAUGCCAUCAAGGCCAGGGUUGUGUGGAGAGCGAACAGAUGUCAGUAGCUAGAGAAAAACAAGGGAAAGUCUUAUAAUUCAAAUCAAACUAUACAUACAACCUCUGCCUAUAUUUCUGACAGUGUUUUUUUUGUGUGUGUGUGUGUGUGUCUGUAUUUAAAACAACAAACCUCUGCUUAAAAAAAGAAAUGCCUGGACACUUUGCGUGUACAUCCUGUGCACACAUCAACAUAAGCAUACUCAGCUAUUCAUUUAGCCAUUCAGUCAACCUACCUCUUGGUUUUACUGGGUUUAUUUUGUAUUUGCAUCACGUAUGUGAAACAGUAAUUUUUACACGGAACAGUUUAGAUACAGCAAGAAUGACAUUUUGCUUAACGGUGCAAAACCAGUGCCUGCGCAUUUCUUUGAUGUUUUGAUGUUGCAAAAAUACUCUCAAUGGCAGCAUAUGCAUAUGACUGUGCACACAAUUCAAACACUCGCCUUUCACCAAAGUUAUGGUCUACUACUUUCUCAAAAGCUUCCAGUACCUAAAAAUAACCUUGCUGCUCCACAUCUCUCUCAAGCAUGCAGCCGUUCGACAGGCUAGUUGUCUAACUGGCCUCACAGCUUAUGAAGGAAAUGCCAUUGUCUUAGGUUUAUAAUACAGAGUACAAAAUAUUGUCUGUAAUUUAGUAUGACUGAUUUAAAAUUUUUGGGUGUUUUGUUUUGAGGUGAGAAUUAGCCACUAAAGCUCCUUUUACACUGCUAACUGUCAAUCAAAUCCAAGCUUGCGUUACUGUUCUCUUUUUAAAAUUCUUUGUAAUUCUGCUUUCAGAAGUUAUUUUUCUUGUAAAUAGUUAAUUGCUAUACAUGUAUCUUAAGCACUGUUAUACAACAUUUUACUCAAGCCUAUGUAUUGAUACUUAGUACAUAUUCGAUCAUAGAUUUUAAAGGGCUAAAAUGCCAAAUCUAACUGGAAUAGUAAAAUGAGGCCAAAGUACGGGGCCCCAAGUUGUAGUUUAUAGCUGCACACCAUACUUAGAAUUUGCUUGGAUACAGAUGGAAUGCCAUGGAUACUUUGUGUUGUAUAUGCCAUUUCACCUUUAAAACAAUUCUGUGAAUUGUUCCUCCUCAGCGUACAAUACGCUGGGUGGGCAGAGAUCUCGGAAAGCUGCCUCAGAUGUAUAUAGAUGUCACACUCCUUUCGUUUCUGAAUGAAAAGUGGAUUUUCUAGAAUGUAUUAGCACCUGGCUGUGGCGUGCACCUUGAUACCAGGGCCCUUUGUUUGAUGAUGUGUGCUUUGCAGCCCUCUAGUGGCUACAUGUAAAUACUGUGUGUGUGUUCAUUGUGAACAGUAUGAAUCCAAAAUAUUUCAUAUUUUAAGCAGUCAACUUAAUUUCAUUUGUAAAUGUACAUCCAUUCCUGCAUUUAACAAUUACCAGACAUUCCAAAAAAAGUUUGGCCAGGACAAUUUAUUCGAACAAUAAGGAUUAUAUAAUCAUUUUUGCAGCCAGUUUUCUUGAGACAGGUCAGGGGGAUGGAUAUAGGAACAUAUCUUGGACUUCAGUCAUUUGGAAACCAGUAUGGUCCUGAAUGUUAAAUCUGUGUCAUGUAGACAGUUCUCAAAAUGUUCUAGAAGAAAACUAGUGGGACAAGCCACCAAGACAACUCUGAAAGAGUAAUGGGCUUCUGUAGUUGAGUUUAGAGAAACUAACUCUAACGUUUGUCCGUUGUAUCAGCAGUUAUUCAGCUUCUUGAUGAAGUGGUAAAGAGCAGAAUUUUCUGAUGACGAACAUGCGAAGCAGCUGCAGUUUGCUAGAAGGCACAUGGGAAACCGAAGCCCAGAUUUUAUCUGUUAUCCACUUUUGCAAUCCUUCUCUAUUCUACCCCAACAUGAAAAUAUCCAUAGAAACCUGUCUUUCUUUCAGAGCUGUUUGGGUGUCUUGGUAAAUUCUAUCACUUCUCUCCUUCCAGCAGGUGUCUUGGUGGCUUCCCUCACUUACCUCCUUUCAGCAUGGUCAUUCAGUUUUGGAGAACUGCCUGCUUGACACAGACUUACCGUACAGUGCCAUACUAUUUGUAUUUCAUAAUAAUUGAUGUAAAUGAAGUCCAAGACACAUUACGUGACUUGGAAAUGUUCAUGUAUCCAUCCCUCCCCUGACUUGUCUAAAGAAAUCUGUCUGUAAAAAUGAUGAUUUAAUCAUUUAUAUUUGGAAUAAAUUGCUGCCGUUAGUUUUUUGUAGAAUGUGUUGCAGGCCUUAAGUGCAGGAAUGAAUGUAUAUUAACAAAUGAAAUGAAGUUGACUGCUUAAAAUAUGAAAUAUUUUGGAUUCAU